This is a messenger RNA of Amborella trichopoda, 1642 nucleotides long. Lineage: Eukaryota; Viridiplantae; Streptophyta; Magnoliopsida; Amborellales; Amborellaceae. The record is from RefSeq and is a predicted model, not a curated record.
UUCAUUUGUAUGAUGGUUUGCUUUAUGGAUGAUGAAAGAGAUGGCUUCUUUCAUUUGUAUGUGGAUAGCUUCUUUCAUUUUAAUGUCAAAUAUUGCUUCGUGGUUUGCUUUACUGUUGUGGAUGGCUUCUUUCAUUUGUAGUUAUGGAUCCCCAACGGCGUCGGUUGGUGGUAAUAUUAUGUGCUGCAUAUACAACGUGUUGCAUUGCAUAUUGGUAUAUCACUACCCAAAUGAGGAGGGGGCGUGUUCAUACUUCAAUUUUUACUGGGGCCAAUUAUGUCCAAUACUUGCUGUCAGGACACCCUCGUAAGUGCUUCGACAGGUUACGCAUGGAGAAAAGUGCUUUUAUCAGUUUAUGUAAUUUGUUAAAGGAGAGGACAAACAUUAUAGAUACAAUAUAUUUGGCAAUUGAUGAACAAGUAGCCAUAUUUUUAAGCACUAUCACACACGAUCAGCGGAAUAGAGUGGUCCAGGAACGGUUCCAACAUUCAAGGCAAACCAUAAGUUGCUUCUUCAAUAGAGUUUUAAAAGCGAUCUUAGAAUUGGAAUCCUUGUUCCUGCAACCACCAAGCAAUGAAACACCUGCCCACAUUGCUGGUGAUACACUACGCUUUUACCCAUAUUUCAAGGAUUGUGUCGGAGCUAUUGAUGGGAUAUUGAUGGGAUUCAUAUCCCUGCUCGAGUUCGUACUCGAUUGCAUAAUCGUUUCCGAAACAAAAAAGGUUUUCUAAGCCAGAAUGUUAUGGCUGCGGUUGGUUUCAACGUGCGCUUCCAUUAUGUACUUCAGGUUGGGAAGGAUCCACAUCAGAUUCUAAAGUCCUAUAUGAUGCAAUUAGUAAUGGACACAGUAGGCUUGCAGUGCCUGAGGUUAACUCCAUUACAUUAUUUUUCGUUCCUUCGGUUUGUACAAUAUUUGGUAGCGUAAUAUCUGGCUUUAUAAUAUACUCAUUGCACAAACAUGGAACCGGAAAAUACUACCUUGUAGAUGGUGGCUAUCCUACUAAGCAUGGUUUCAUAGGACCAUAUCGAAGAGUCCUGUUACCAUCUAAACGAAUUUAUUUCAGGCCCACGAGCUCCUCAAAAUCACAAGGAGUUAUUCAACAAGCGGCAUUUGACACUUAGAAAUGUGGUGGAGAGGACAUUUGGGCUUUGGAAGGCCAGAUUUCCUGUACUUAGGAAUCAAAUGCAGUAUCUUUUACGAACACAUGUUGAUGUAGUUAUUGCAUGUGCAAUAUUGCACAACUACAUCAUGAUGACACGAGGAGCCGAUAGCAGAAGAGAGCUGCGCUUUCGUAGGAGGGUUGAGAGUGAACUGGUAAUUGAUGGAGAUAAUGGUUUCUCGCAAUUGACUCAAGGGCAAGCUGAUCAUGAUGAUGGUGCUAGUCUGCGAGAUGCCAUGGCGACGCAGUUGUGGGAGUCCUACCUAAGUCGCUAGAAGUUAUUUGGCCCAUUUAUUAUCUUGCAAAGUAUAUUUGUGUUAAACUGACUUUUUAUUGAUUUCAAUUAUGUAUGUUUAAACUAUUACAGGUUAUUGUUGAGCUGUCGUGUUCAUUCAAUUGCAUUUUCAAAUAUGUAUGUUUCAAUUAUUACAGGUUAUUGUUGAACAUCAGUGGUGAAUGUAAGUAGUGCUCAAGUUAUUACA